CUCCAAAUCGGAGCUCUAACAUCGCCGCCAUGGCUUCUUUCCGUGGUGAACCUCGACGCUCUUUCUUUCUACUCGCCUCUCUGACCUUUCUGAAUCUCUCUCCUAUACCACCAAAAGUGUCUUGAAUACCCAUCUCUGCUGUUAACGUUUUAUUACCUACACCAUGGCGUUCGUCCAGAAGGGCAUCAAGAACAUCCUCCAAAAGAACCCUAACGAUGUGGUCAUUCUCUCAGCACUGCGAACCCCGGUAACAAGGGCGAAGAAGGGAGGACUGCGCGAUGCAUACGACCAUGAGAUGCUAGGUGCCGUCCUCAAAGCUACAGUCCAGAAGUUCCCGAACCUCGAUCCCGCAAAGAUAGACGACAUCUGCGUCGGCACAGUCCUCGCUGAGCUCGGUGGCUCAAAAGCUGGCCGCAUGGCCGCCAACCACGUCGGCAUCCCCACAACCACAUCCUUCAGCACCGUAAACCGCGCCUGUGCCUCCGGUCUCUCCGCCAUAACCUCAAUCGCAAACUCCAUCGCCGUCGGGCAAAUCGACGUCGGCAUUGCAGGUGGCAUGGAGAGCAUGACACGCAACUACGGCACGCGAGCAAUUCCCGUCGAGCUCUGGCCCGAAAUGAAGGACAGCCCGGUGAAAGAGGCUCGCGAUUGCAUAAUGAACAUGGGCAUCACGUCCGAGAACGUCGCUUCCCGUUACAACGUCUCGCGCGCCGACCAGGACGCUUUCGCCGCUGAGUCGCAACGCCGCGCCGCCAAGGCACAGUCCUCGGGCGUCUUCGAUGAGGAGAUUGUACCAGUUACGACAAGAUGGAUCGAGCCCGAGACGCCCGAGAACGUCAAGGAGGUCACCGUUACGAAGGACGAUGGGAUCCGCGCAAACACCACCGUUGAGAAGCUUGCGAGCAUGAAACCAGCGUUCAAGAGCGACGGAACUAGCACCGCAGGAAACUCCUCGCAGGUCUCCGACGGCGCGAGCGCAGCGCUCAUGAUGCGCCGCUCCGUCGCCGCCUCGCUGGGCCUCACAGACCACAUCAUCGGCAAGUGGGCGGGGACGCAGGUCAUCGGGUGCCAGCCGGAUGAGAUGGGUAUUGGGCCCGCUUUGGCGAUCCCGAAGUUGCUCGAUUAUGUAGAGGUUAAGAAGGAGGAGGUGGAUAUCUGGGAGAUUAAUGAGGCGUUUGCGAGCCAGGCGCUGCACUGCAUCAGGACACUGGGAUUGGAGAAUAGCAUGGACAAGAUCAACCCGAAUGGUGGUGCAAUUGCGUUGGGUCACCCGCUGGGAGCUACGUCAGGACGAAUGUUGGCGACGAUGUUGAGCGAGAUGGGACGGAAUGGUCAGCAGGUUGGUGUUAUCAGCAAGUGCAUCGGCACUGGUAUGGGUAUGGCCAGUUUGUUCGUAAGGGAGUAAACCCGAGAAAAGGCAAAAGCAAAAGUAGCACUGUGCAAUAUACCAGACAUUCAAUUUCCC
Messenger RNA from Macroventuria anomochaeta, 1465 nucleotides. Its product is annotated as 3-ketoacyl-CoA thiolase B. Gene Ontology annotation, biological process: fatty acid beta-oxidation; phenylacetate catabolic process. Lineage: Eukaryota; Fungi; Ascomycota; Dothideomycetes; Pleosporales; Didymellaceae. The transcript has 2 exons. Gene Ontology annotation, molecular function: acetyl-CoA C-acyltransferase activity. The record is from RefSeq and is a predicted model, not a curated record. The coding region runs from base 164 to 1405 and encodes 413 amino acids. Gene Ontology annotation, cellular component: peroxisome.